Molecule: messenger RNA, 893 nt
Organism: Fukomys damarensis (Damara mole-rat)
Lineage: Eukaryota; Metazoa; Chordata; Mammalia; Rodentia; Bathyergidae
Product: ski oncogene-like
Exons: 2
Coding region: 463-843 (126 amino acids)
Source: RefSeq, a predicted model, not a curated record
CCCCCUGGGGCGCCUGAGAGGCGAGCGCUGGCUUCGGAGUGGGCAGCGCGCUGCGGGGCAGAGGCUCUGGACGGCAGCGGUGGCUUCCAGAGCGCCGCCGGGGCUGCAGAAAAAGCCGGCGCAGUUCCAUCUGAUCUGUAAGCGCGCCCUGCAACGCCACUGAUGCUGCCCCUGCCCGCCAUCCAGUGGGGUCCUUGGUGGUAUGAUGCUCCCCUUUGUGCUGCAAAACAGAAGCCCAUCUCACACUUGGUGGUGGGCUUGGAGAAAAGUCUGUGCCUGCUGCAGAUCCUUGACUUUUCCUGCAGGAGAUCAACUCUAUCCGAUGAGUUGCACAUCCAUUGCUCCCGCUGCUCAGCCCAUCAGAGAUCCUCAAACUCAUAGGCAUCCUGCUCUUCUCCACAUCCCCCUGGGGGCUCUUCACCAAGAUCCACACUGAGCUCCUGUGCAACGUAUUGUUCUAAGAUGGCACCUACCAGUCGCCCUCCCAAAAAGGAGCUGGCCCCCAGCCUCGUGCUCGUGCUGGAGUUCAGCAAACAGGCUCAUCAUUUUCAUGGCCAUGAGUCCUUCCUCAAGAGCAAGGAGCUGUGGGGCUGGAGCUGUGCAACAGCCCCCAGCCCCGUACCGAUGGCACACGUUGGUGCACUGCUCACUACCCUUGAGAGCCAGACCUGCCACUGGGACUUCCAUUGGGCUGACUGGUGGGCCUACAUCCUGCUGAGUCAAGACUACCUGCAUGAGGAGCAGCAGACCCACCUCCCCUGCUGCCUGGACAACGCAAAGAACUUUGACAAUGGGCAACAAGUACAAGAAGGGAGUACCUUGCAUCUCAUUUGGUCGACUUGAAAUCUCGCGAGAGGUCAAGUUCUCGUGAACUCUCCCAGAAGCCACCGCUC